AUGAAGGGCAUACAGGCGUCGUUUUUCAUUCUACUCGAAGCCCUUGUUGUCGUGACAGGAUUUUCUCACUCCGCAUAUUUCACAACACGAGAAAAUAAGCGCCUCAUAGGUCAUCGUAUUAAACAAGUCGAUUCUAUCAGUUUUAAGUCGUGCAGCCAGUUUUGCUUGAUUCAUCCAUGGUGCACUUCAACAAACUUUCAAAUAUCAACCAAGAUGAACGGCAAAGAAACUUGUGAAUUGAACCUGCACGGAGUUGUCAUCGAAAACAAUGAUCAUUUCCAUGAUCAAGAAGGAGUCACUUUCUCUCUGAUGUUAAAGGGAUGUUUGUUGACCGGUUGUCUUAAUGGUGGCUCCUGUGUGCAUGAUAAAAAGGAAAACCUGUUCUCAUGUUCGUGCAAAAUACCGUGGACGGGAAAAAAAUGUGAAAAUAAAAACGGAAUAGGCUGGAUUUAUGAUCAUCCUGCUCUUUCAUGCAAGAACAUUCGGGACGUGGGAGACUCCAAAGGAGACGGGGAAUACUGGAUCGACCCUGCAAAGAAUGGGAAGCCAUUCAAAGUCUACUGUGACAUGACAACUGAUGAAGCCGCUAUUGGCAUCGGAGAAGCUGUGGUCCAGUACUUCAGCGGUCAGACAGAUGCGCAACCAUACUCGUGUGAAUCUUUUGUCAGAAUGGAAGACGACAACUCAAAAUUAGCCAAGGUCUGCCAAGAGUGGGGGUCCGACUCUUCAAAGCGCAACGUUAGUAAAUGGAGCGUUGCUCCUCGCAAUGACAACAGAUUGUACGAUCAUACUGUGAUUGUCUGGUAUGCCUAUCACUGGAAUAUUCAGCCACAACAUGGUCGAUUUGACUGCGACGAUUAUGCAAAUGCAGUAUCUGCUGGUGAUUUCUGGAAAGUUUUUGUACGUUAG
Pocillopora verrucosa is the source of this 909-nucleotide messenger RNA. The record is from RefSeq and is a predicted model, not a curated record. Lineage: Eukaryota; Metazoa; Cnidaria; Anthozoa; Scleractinia; Pocilloporidae.